Molecule: messenger RNA, 1328 nt
Organism: Trichomycterus rosablanca
Lineage: Eukaryota; Metazoa; Chordata; Actinopteri; Siluriformes; Trichomycteridae
Gene: sertad2b
Product: SERTA domain containing 2b
Exons: 2
Coding region: 258-1319 (353 amino acids)
Cellular component (GO): nucleus
Molecular function (GO): transcription regulator activity
Source: RefSeq, a predicted model, not a curated record
CGCUCAGCUCUGCUCUGCUCUGAGCUCCGCUCCGCUCGGCUAUCCUACAACUGGUGCCUCCGAUACAUUUCCUCCCGCUGCUUUUCCUACUCGUGCCGGUCAUUCGUUCGACUCCAACAUUUUAUUUGUUCCACCGACGGUUCAUUACGGAGUUUGGUGUGUGAGCGUGGGUCCGGUUGAAGUAGCGCUGUCGACAUUUGAUCGAUCUUCUUUCCUCAUGCUUGAUUUUAAAGCGCCUCUCGAGCUGACCGUGAUAUAUGUUGGGUAAAGGAGCAAAGCGGAAGCUGAACGAGGAUGACGAGGGCGUGGAAGGCAAAACGUUGGCGAUGGCCGAUGGCCUCUCCAAGGUCUCAUACACGCUGCAGAGGCAGACCAUAUUCAACAUCUCUCUGAUGAAGCUGUACAGUCAGCGGGCGCUGGUCGAACCCAGCCUGGAGAAACGUGUGCUCAUUAACAACAUGCUGCGCCGCAUUCAGGACGAGCUGAAGCAGGAGGGCAGCCUGCGACCUCUCUUUUUCCCGCCUUCGCCCCCUCCAGACCACCCCAUGGACGAGGGCUACCGUGAAGCUCAGCCCGCCUUUGGAGUGCUUUCCGUAGUGGCCACACCUCCCAUGCUAUCCCAGCAGCCCCCGAUUUCCCCUCCGUCCCCGGCCCUGGCCGGCCCCGCGCCUCUGGACGCUUGUCUCACCCCGGCUUCUCUGCUGGAGGAGGACAGCGAUGUGUUUUGCACUUCUCCUUCUUCACUUCAUCCUGCCCCAUCCAGUGUCCACCCCACCACGCCCACUAACAGCUUCUCCUCCGCCCUGGAAGAAAUCGAAGAACUCUGUCCAUUGUCCACGGCAGCUGGACCUACCACUACCUCCUACUCCUCACUCUCUGUGCCCCUUCCUGUUCCCAUCCAGCCCGCCAACCUGCCCACUGUUGCAUCGGUCUCUAAAAACUGCACCAAAUCCGGCGACGCGAAGCUGGAGGGGCCGAGUCUAUCGGCCACAGAGCGCCAGCCGUCAGGUACCACGUCUACUGAGCCCAAAGCGAUGGAGACACACCCUCCGAGUGGCUUAGACAUGAACACUUCGCCAUCCUCCUCCUCUUCCUCAGGCUUCCUCACCGAUCUAGCCCUGGACGAUAUCCUCUUUGCUGAUAUCGACACCUCCAUGUAUGACUAUGAUCCGUGUACGUCUGCAUCAGGGACCUCCUCCUCUAAACUCUCGCCUGUGGUGACGGCUGAUGACCUCAUCAAGACUUUAUCCCCCAACCAGCCUUUUAAAAUGGACCUGACUGAGCUGGACCACAUCAUGGAGGUGCUGGUAGGGUCGUGACCAUGUAGG